Boleophthalmus pectinirostris (great blue-spotted mudskipper) is the source of this 5772-nucleotide messenger RNA. It is a transcript of the gene mark4a, whose product is annotated as MAP/microtubule affinity-regulating kinase 4a. Gene Ontology annotation, biological process: protein phosphorylation; microtubule cytoskeleton organization; intracellular signal transduction. The transcript is spliced from 17 exons. Bases 539 to 2818 code for a protein of 759 amino acids. Lineage: Eukaryota; Metazoa; Chordata; Actinopteri; Gobiiformes; Gobiidae. The record is from RefSeq and is a predicted model, not a curated record. Gene Ontology annotation, molecular function: protein serine/threonine kinase activity; ATP binding; tau-protein kinase activity. Gene Ontology annotation, cellular component: cytoplasm.
AACGGGCCUCUCCACCGCUGCACCGUAAGCCGUGUUUUGCUGCACGUUGCUGCAAAGGAGCGGGCAGCGGCGUCGUGUGCUUGGCCUGAAGCUCGCGCGUCCUGUCGCUCAGUAUUAUGACAGUAGGAGCUGACACAUAUCCAGCCGGAGCCCUGUUUGUUUUGUAUGGCGAAAUGAGGCAGGGGGUGGAGAGUCGCCACAGAGACGCUGGGCUUCGGCCAAACAUCUCUGCUUUUUAGCGCUCCUCCAUCUCCAUCGGUGCUUGGCCUUUGCCUUGAAUUGCAUCUGCUGCAUCGCUCUACGGACGCCUUUUUGUAACGUGCAUCCCUGGAAAAUGCAGCUCGUUUGAGGACACCCCCCACUCCGCUGAUAUUCAUUGGUGCCAUGACAGGCAGAGGACUCGGGCCGCUUCGAGAAGAGCCACAUUGAUCUGGGACGGUGGAUGGUGUCCGUUGUGUGCGGGGGGAGCCUUUAAAUAUCAGCCGUGCAAUUCCACCGUGAUUCUCACUCAGGGAAACAAGGGAGAAUAGAAAACAACAUGUCUUCGCGAUCUGCAUUACCGUCUGGGAACGACAGGAGUACUGGAGACCAUCACGUGUCUCUGGGGGCCAGUCGCUCGGAUAAGUCCACGAGUCAGUCGAGCCGCUCACUGGGCGCCCGCUGCAGAAACUCCAUCGCCUCGUGCUCCGACGAGCAGCCGCACAUCGGCAACUACCGCCUGCUCAAGACCAUCGGCAAGGGCAACUUCGCCAAGGUCAAGCUGGCCCGCCACAUCCUGACGGGCAGAGAGGUUGCAAUAAAAAUCAUUGACAAAACUCAGUUGAAUCCAACCAGCUUACAAAAGCUCUUUCGGGAAGUCCGAAUAAUGAAAGGCUUAAAUCACCCAAACAUAGUGCAGUUGUUUGAGGUGAUCGAGACGGAUAAGACCCUUUACCUUGUCAUGGAGUACGCUAGUGGAGGUGAAGUGUUUGACUACCUCGUGUCUCAUGGGAGAAUGAAGGAAGUUGAAGCCCGAGCAAAAUUUCGUCAGAUUGUUUCUGCCGUCCACUACUGCCACACUAAGAACAUUGUGCACAGAGACCUGAAGGCGGAAAACCUUCUGCUGGACGCCGACUCCAACAUAAAGAUCGCAGACUUUGGCUUUAGUAACGAGUUCACGCUGGGCAAUAAACUGGACACGUUCUGUGGCUCUCCCCCGUAUGCCGCUCCGGAGCUUUUCCAGGGAAAGAAGUACGACGGUCCGGAGGUGGACGUGUGGAGCCUGGGGGUCAUCCUGUACACUCUGGUCAGCGGGUCUCUGCCUUUCGAUGGACAGAAUCUGAAGGAGCUGAGGGAGCGUGUGCUGAGGGGGAAGUACCGCGUGCCCUUCUACAUGUCCACAGACUGUGAGGGGAUCCUGCGCAGGUUUCUGGUGCUCAACCCAACCAAACGCUGCACACUGGAGCAAGUCAUGAAAGACAAGUGGAUAAACUGUGGAUAUGAGGGCGAGGAGCUUAAGCCACAUAUAGAGCCUGUGGAGGACUACAGUGACCCAGCACGCAUCGAGGUGAUGGUUGGAAUGGGCUUCACUCCAGAGGAAAUCAAGGACUCUCUUCUAAAUAAGAAAUACAAUGAGGUGACCGCCACCUACCUACUGUUGGGGCGAAAAGGCGAGGAUGGUGAGGCCCGCAGUGCCAGUAGCUUGUCUCUGGCGCGGGUACGACCCAGCCCCAUCACCAACGGAACCAACAAGCACUCGUCUGCCACAGGCUCGUCCUCCUCCUCCACCUCCUCCUCCCACAGCAAGACUCAGCGCAGUGCCUCCACCUACCACAGGCAACGGCGGCACAGUGACUUCUGCGGGCCGUCCAUGCCGGUCAUGCACCCAAAGAGGAGCCCGACCAGCACGGGUGAGCGGGAGCUGAGGGAGGGGCGUAUGCCCUCACGUAAGGCCAGCUGCAGCGUCAUGGGCAGCCACAGCCUCCCCCCCUCCAGUCCCAUGGUUAGCAGUGCCAACAACCCCAACAAGUCGGAGAUCCCCGACCGCCGCAAAGACAUGACUGCCACAACGAAUAACAUCCCAGGAAGCGCUAUGACACGCAGAAAUACGUAUGUGUGCACAGAUCGCUCAGGUGCUGACCGCCACUCUCUUCUGCAGAAUGGAAAAGACAACAGCUCCUUGGGCCACCGUAUGACUCAGGCGUCUCCCUCCACGCUGAGCAUCUCUGGAGCAGGAGCGGCGUCGUCCUCUUCGUCGGAGCGCUGCCGUUUGACCAGGGGCUCCACUAUUCGCUCCACUUUUCAUGGGGGUCAGCUGAGGGACCGCGGUGCCCCUGUGUACUCAGCUCCGCCCACAUCUCCCACUCUGUCCCACCAUGAGCCCAGCCCCCUGCCGCAUGCACGCACCAGGGCCACAUCCAACCUCUUCACCAAACUGACCUCCAAACUCACACGCAGGGUCACAAAUGAAUCUGAGGGAAUCAGGAGAUUUGCGGUCACAAGUUGCCAUCUACCUGGGUAUCAAAAAGCGGCCGAGCCCAGGGCCGUCGGACGUGGCUGGGAUCUGAGAGGAGGCGGGCGGCGGGACCCUGCGGAGGUGGUACUGGCUCUGCGGGAGGCAGCUGUGGGCUGUGGCUGCCAGGUCCACCAUGCCGGCCCCUUUCUGCUCUCAUGCACCCACGGUGUGGCGGGCGGCCGCGUGGCCUUUGAGGCUGAGGUGUGCCAUCUUUCCACGAGCGGCUCAGAGACUUCUAAUGGGGUGCGCUACACUCGACUUUGGGGGGCACCGUUAGCUUUUCGGGACAUUGCCACUCAAAUCUCCAAGGACCUUGAACUCUGAGCGUGCAUUAGUAUGUGAGAGUGUGUGUUUUGUGUGAGCAGGUGCUUGUGUGUACUUGUGUGUGUGCUAAAGAGGGCUGGGCGGUAGCAACUACUGAAGAAAAAUAUCCGAGAAGGGGCGAGGGGCUGGACCCAGGACAAAGACUUCUCCUUCUGUCUCUUUCAUGCUGAUGUCCCAUCCCCCGUAUGCGCGCGCACACACACACACACACACACACCUGACUGUGUAUUCUCAGACUGAGGCUACCCCUCCAUCUCAGCCCCUCCAGCGAUGUACCACUGGACCUGCAUCAGAGGGAAUUUAGUUUGAAUAUUUUUUAUUGCUACUCUAGCCAUAAUGACUCUUUAUUUUGUUAUUUAUUGACCUGAUCAUAGUUUUACAUGAGUGUCACUUUCACCAGAGGAAUAUCAUCUCGUAUACUGGAUGCCACUGACCAGCCAGUCUCCCUUUUUAACUAAUUUUAUGUCACUUUUCCAUAAUACCCCCACAUUCCUGUUGACAAAUAUUAAGUGAUUAUCUCCUGACUUCUAUUGUAUUGGGACAACAUUGUGAAAUCGUAGUCUCAUAAGCAACAAUAGAGGCUUAUGAUGGUUGCAUUAAAUUAGGUUCAGUGGGAGCAGGGUUGACAGACCAACUGGAAAACACCACCAGACCUGACUUAUUAAAAAGCCAAUGAAAAGCAGAUGUGGAAUUUAACUAGCCAAGAAAUGUAUUAUGCACUAAAUAAUAUAGUUUACGCUAACUUCAAACUUUGCAACCUGCUAGCAUGUUUGCUGGGGAGCUUUGUAUCUGGUGUUAUGUUGCUAAUAUAAAUAUGAAAGCCAUUGGUACAUUUCAACGACUCUAUUGGUUUUAAUACUGUUAAUUUAUAAAGUGCUAGUUAAUAAAAUAUUCUAGCAGCACACAAAAUGGCUUCUGUGACAAUUUCACUGCUACCCUCUUGGCUUAAAGAAGUCUGUCAACACUGUCGUCACUUUAAAAAUCAAGUGUGGGAGAUCCCAGUUUUUCAGUUAGUUGUGACUAUUGUAAUAAUGGACAUACUCAUGUACAAUGCAAUUAAUUUCUUUCUAUUGGGUGCCAUGUGAUCUCCCCUCAGGCCUCUUCUCAGUUCAUUGAUGGCAAGCACCAAAAGCGGAUAAGCCAAGUUGCAACACCUCUCAGAUGACACACUCCUGUUUCAACACUAGCGCACAGUUUCUUGUUCCUCUCGUGGCCCUGUCCCAUAUACCGCUCCGUCUAUUAUUGAUGACUGUGGGCUGUAGGAUUGUGGGGAGUGGCCUGGCAUAGUAUGGACGUGGUUUCUUUACUUGUUUGUCCAGUUGCCUUUAAAGUGAACUACCCCCAGCGCCUUAAAAAGAGGCCGAAAAAAAGUGAGAAAGUCUACAACUGUCCCUCCCUAUUUUUAGUGAAUAAUGUACUGUGAUAUUUACGUAGGCUACAGAGGUCAUGUUGUUUGGCUGCUGAGUUACUGUUAAUACUAUCUCUUAGUUGUGGCUUUGCUCCUUGUCAUACACUGUCCCGACAUUUGCCAGGGAGCUUUGGUGUCCAUCACGUUGUAGGCCUAUGUAUCACUGACUUUUUCUAUUGUCACAACUAUGAGCACUGGAGUUUGUUUCCUUUGCUCUUCGAGGCCGUGCUUUUGUUUGGCAGGGAAAAUCAUUCAUCCAUCUCUCACAUACGUUGUACGACCAUCUGUGGCAUCUCAACUGGCACAGCUGGUAUUUGUCGUUUUUUUGGCCCCAUCAAGAAAAUAUGGGCAGAAAAGUGUCUGUCCAUGUCCUCUCCUUGGACGUUUUUCAUUGUGGUGUAUAUUAGCAUUAGGUAAUAUAGACCUCAAUGCACUUUGCUUUGACUUGAAUCAGCUCCUUCCAGUGUACCUGUAUAGGUAAUACCGAGAACUAGCCACUGGAGGGCGCCAAUGUCUUAAAUGUGAAACACUACAAUUUGUGGAUAUUUGCACAGGUACUUUAUUUAUUUUUUAGAAUAAUAUCAUUAAAACAGGAUUUAUAUCAGUCAGUUGAUGGCUGUAUAUAAAAUAUAUGAAUAUAGUAUAUAUAUUAGAGCUCAAGGUUUAUUUAUAGCUAGAGCAAGGGAAGUACUUCUAGUUUAAAGCAGUCUCUGUCAGUGACAACGGGCAACAAAUCAACCUGCAAUCCUGCAUGACUUCAGAGUUUGAGGUUUUAAAAAAGACGCACAUCUAGGAUUGGAAGCUUUGUGAAUUGCACAAAACGUUUAGAGACAUGAAUUAUUACUGUCAAACUGGUGCAGGUUUGAGCGCCACACCCUUCUCUUAUUCAAUAACUAAACAAAAAUGAGGGCUGGAUUCAAGUUGGUAAACGUACUUCAUCUCAAUUGUAAGUGGAAAGAUUGUUUGUUCAUUAUAUGGGUUUUAAAGUAUUGAGGGACAGUAUGUCAUAAAUACACUUGAAUUUAAAUAUCUCUCUAAAUGUCUCAAGAGAACCGCAGAUUCUGGGUUCCAGUUAAGCCAUAAAAAUAUUACUGGGCUGUCUCCUGUUCAUCAACUGAGUGAAAAGCAUUGAAGUCUGUCACAAGGUACUUAAACUAGUAGAACAAUCUAUUCUUAGUACAAUAUGGAAGAAUAUGUCAAAUCUACUGUGAACUAUUGUGGAUAUGAGUUGCAAUGAUGGAUGGCUUGAUGUAUAGCUGCUUGGGAGACAGAGUGUUACUGGUCUGGCUGCUUUCGGGUACAGUAUUAUGACCCAGUGGGCUCAGUAUUUAACAUGCAUUGUCAUUUUGAAUCUGUUUUUGAAAGAGGUUUAUGUUAUAUGCAAAAAGACUGAAGAACACUGACAGUUUGACCUGUAUGAGUAAUUUUACACUGUUGUACUGUUCAAUUCCUCCCCUCAAAAACAAACUUUAAACCGAUAUUGAGUGGUUGUGGUAAAUGCGGGAAGUGUGGAGCUGAAGUUGAAUAAAACUCACUGAUGUUGGCA